ACAAAAUUAAAAUAGGACAGUAAUUAACAUAAUCAUGUCUUUCUUGUUUGACAUCACAAAUUAUCGAUCAAACAUUUUGAGAUUUUAGGUUACGCGUCAAAAUUCACUAGAAAAGUUAAGUAUUUUUAUAACACCUUAAAAACGUUACAUUUUCCAAAUUUAACCUUCCGGUAAACCGCUUUUAAUUUCUUUACAAAUUAAAUUCGACACUUCCUUAAAUUUCGAUAAAAAGUUAUUAAGAAAAUUCUAAAUUAACAGAAAUUUAAACCGAAAUUUUGUUGACAUGAAGGUUUUGUAAGCUCAAAACGGAAAAUGUUUAGACCUACGGUUGAAGAUUUACAGUAUCAAGUGCAUGAAUUAAAAAAGCAACUUCAUGAAGUUCGAGAUGAUAAUCACCUUUAUAAGGUAAAAGUAAGAAAAUUGCAGGAUGAGAUACGCAAAAAGGAUAAGCAAUUGGAGAUGGUACUUGACCCUAAACGAGCAAAUAGUAUAAAAAAGAUGUUAUCUCAACAUGGAGCUACGUUAGUUUUAAAACUACGCGAAGAAAACUCUGAAUUACAAAAAGAAGUAGAAGAAAAAAAGCAGACAAUAAAAAAGUUGCAAUGGCAAAUUGAAACUAUUAAACUCUAUUACGCAGAACGCAACGGAUGUGGUUCUAAUGUCAAAAUCGUUGAACCCGAUGAUUUAUCAAAUUCAGCCGCUGAUUAUGAUCCAUCAUUACAUGCGAGAGGAAAAAGAUCAAAAAGCGUUUCUUGUAGAAAACCCAGUCCAAGACCAAAUUCUCCUCGAAGAAAUUCUUCAGAAUUAUAUUCCGAAUUAGUCCAAGAAAAUUAUCUUUCGAUGUUAAACGCCAAUUUGGAAAUAAUAAAAAAUAACGAUUCAUUUAAAGACAUUCAUAAAGCCCAUGAUACCCAUAUUGAAGUUUGCGCGAAAUCCCCAUCUUUGUCUUUUCAACCUUCCUCAGCUUCACGUGAUAGUCCUCACCAAGAAAUCCAACAAUUACAUGGUUGUUUAAUGAACGUUUUAACGGAAGUAGAUUCUCUAAAAGAUACUAUUGUACAUUUAAAAGAAGCCCAAUUAAAAACUCACAAUGUUUUAGAAGAAAAGAAUUUUAUUUUCAGCACAAACAUUGAAAAAUUAGCAUCAGAAAUCGAAAAUUUAAAACAACACCAAAGACCAUCACCAACAAACAUUAAACAUUGUAGUAAAGUGGAACAAAAACUACGAGAAAUAGAAAAAUGCGAAAUGGAAAUGGAUUUAUCGACGAUCGAAGAACGUUCAAUAUACGAUUAUAGCAUUUCGGAAAGUAGAGAUGCCGCUGACGAUGAAGAAACGGCGUCCACGAAAGAUCGCACCAUAAAAUUGUGCUCAAAAAAGUCUCUAAAGGAUUUACAACAAAUGCAAAAGCUAAAUCCUUCCGUUUGUGUCCAAACUCUGCGAUCCUGUCUAAUGAAACAUCUUCAACCUCAACCUGGCCCCUCAAUCAUUAACCCCGCUUCGUUUAUUAACCAAACUUACGAAUUAGAAGAUGAUUUUAGUCCCGAAGAUUAAUUGAAUUCUUAUUCAAUGAAAUUGUGUUGAAAUAUAUAUUUUCACGUUGUAUUAUGACAUAUGUAACGCUUUUAGUAAAUUGGAAUUUUGUAUAAGUUAUUUCCCAAUCAGCUUUUAUUUCAUUAAAUAAAUAAUAGUUUAUUU
Onthophagus taurus is the source of this 1695-nucleotide messenger RNA. Lineage: Eukaryota; Metazoa; Arthropoda; Insecta; Coleoptera; Scarabaeidae. The record is from RefSeq and is a predicted model, not a curated record.